UCUCAAUAGACAUAUGUGCCGAGCAUGGCAAAGAGCGGGAUGUCGUCUGUGGUGACCACUAUCUAUUUUGCUGCAGUGUCUGUGUGGCCCUUAACCACAGGCUGUGUAACAGCAUAAGUCACCUGCCUGACUUGGCCAGAGGUUUCCUGAAGACAGCAGAGUUUAAGCAUCUGCCAGCAACAGUGGACAGUAUGAGGAACAGGCUGGAUGAGCUCAAGAAUAACAGGAUGAAAUACCAAGCCUCAUUGAAAGACUCGUACAAGAACAUCAUUGCUGAAAUCAAGGCUCUCCGCAAAGAAAUAAACCAGAUCUUAGAUAAGGUGGAGAAGGAGACAGUUGAACAGUUGGAUAGCAUGAUGAAAGAUUUAGAGAAGUCUAUUAAAGCUGAUUUAGAAGCCUGUGCUCACAUAUAUGACGAACUCGACACCAUGAUUGAGAAGCUCCAGCAGCUUACUGGCAAAAACAAGGAGACCAAUUCUUUCAUUGGAUUCGGAAAAUGCCAUUCUAAACUGAGUGAAGCCAAUUGUCUUGUGAAGGAAAUACGGGGAAAAGAAAGAGUGGAGUUCAAAUCUGAUGAAAGUGUAUUGCAACUUUUGGGAAAUCUGAGCCGCCUUGGUAAUGUUGCACAUGAUCUUUUCAUUCAUGUUAAUAAGGCUCAGAGUUCAAGGCAUUAUCAGGUUAGAAUAAAGAAUGACAAGAAAACGUGCCUUAUUGAUGGUAUAUGUGAGUUACCCAGUGGAGAAAUGGUUCUGGCUGACCGGAGCAACAAGAGAGUGAAGCUUCUGAACAAGCAGUUUGAGGUCAUUGAUCAUAGUGAUAUGCCUGGUAAUCCUCAACACUUGUGUCACAUCACAGGCAAUGAAGUAGCAGUAGUUGUAUGUGACUGUAUUUCAAAUGAGGUCCACUUCCUCACAGUGACCAAGGAGAAGCUACAAUCAAUGAGAAAGUUCACUACAGACCAUAACUGCGUCUUUAUUGCCCACCAUCAGGGUCAGUUAUAUGUUGGCUCCAUGGAUGGCCUGUACCUGUACACUAUGGCUGGAAGACUCCUUAAGAAGAUUUAUGAAGACUUGUCUGGUUUGUUGGAAGUGUACAGUUGUGCUGUCUCUCCUAGUGGGGAGCGAAUAUAUGUUUCAAAUUAUUAUUCGUCUAAACUAAUAACACUCUGUACAUCUGGUCAAGUGUUAUCUACAGUUAAAGAUCCUACCCUACAAGAUCCAACUGGACUAUGCGUCAGCCCUAGUGGGCAUGUGUUUGUGUGUGGGCAUGGGUCUAACACUGUGGUGCUUGUAGACAAGGAGGGGAGACAUAAGCUAGCCACAGUGGCCAGAAAGGCUGACGGCGUGUAUCAACCUCGUUCAGUGUGGUUCAGUGAAAACACCUCCACCCUCAUUGUUGGGAAUUAUGCGGAUGACGAAAUCACUGUUAUCAGGUUAUGUUGAUCUAGAUUCUACUACGCGAAAGAAACUUGAUACAAGAUGUCUAUGUUUUCUUCAAUUCUAAAAUCUAGCAAGGGUG
Molecule: messenger RNA, 1518 nt
Organism: Mya arenaria
Lineage: Eukaryota; Metazoa; Mollusca; Bivalvia; Myida; Myidae
Exons: 2
Coding region: 192-1442 (416 amino acids)
Biological process (GO): proteasome-mediated ubiquitin-dependent protein catabolic process; protein polyubiquitination
Molecular function (GO): protein binding; ubiquitin protein ligase activity
Source: RefSeq, a predicted model, not a curated record